CAUCCCGUCGCCACCGAUAAUGCGACGUGCAGCUUAUUUCCUAGUUCCUUCUGAAUAAGUGCUUGCUGGGACGGUCCCUUACCUGCAGGGAUAUGACGUAAUGGCAAGAGAGGAGUUACGGAGCAAGAGACCUUUUAAGAUAUGGGACAGCUGGCGUAACGUGAGGAAGGGACUGGUUGUUAGCAAUUUCGAGGAACUGAUACACAGGGGCAAGGAAAAACUGGGCGUUCCACAGAACGAGAAUGUCUCUCUAGUGCUGGAAUCGGACGGUACGCAGGUGGAGGACGGCGAGUACUUCAAAACCUUAGCGAACAACACGAUCCUGCUGUUGCUGCGGCAUGGUGAACGCUGGUGUCCCACCGGAGUCGACAUCAUACGCGCCGCGAUUUCAGCAAUCCCAAAAAUAGUCUGCGAAACAAUCCACGCCCUGGAGCUACACGAUGAAACGCCCUCAUGGAAGAUCAUGGACAAUAAGGGACGGGUCACCGUGGUGCUGCACUGGGAUCAACGUUCAUCCACGUCGUCCCAGGUGCAGCAACAGCAGAAGGUGCCGGACGCCGCGAGCUCCAAGUAUUCACCCACGAAGAAAGCGGACCUGAGCGGCUCGCAACGACCCUCAUUGGUGAUCCAGACCAGCCUGGACAAGCUCAACUACAGCGUGAAACCGGGACACCUGGCGGGGGAGAUCGGGCCUGGCCGCUACACCAGCCCCCAAAUCACUGUGAUAAAUCAUGACGACAUGCAGCAGCAGCCUCCGCAGCAGCCGCAGUCCCAUGGGAUCCCGGGCCGUUUGGUGAAGCAGGGGACGAAUUCGUUCGAGAGCACCACCAUCCAUAUCCACACGCCCGAGUGUUCGAACCACAUCCAUCAGCCGGUGGUGAGGAACGGUAGCCCGGUGAACGGAGCGGACGGUGGUGCGAGCGGCGAGUGCGACUUCCAUUGUUGCGCGUUGCACGAGGAGGGAAGGAGGAUCGCUGUUCACAAAUCGGUGGCCACCUCGCCGAUCCAGGACGCCCAGCAUCAGCAGUACCAACAACAGCAACAGCAGCAGCAACAUCAUCAUCCCCAUCAGCAGCAGCAACAGCAACAGACCCAGACCCCGUCGCCACAGCCGCCAUCUUCGUUAUCGGACGGUACAAGGCGGCCCGGAUUGGUCAAGGGUCACGUGAGGUUCUGCGACACCGCGGACGAGGAGUCCAGUUCCCGUUUGGCUGGAAAUUCAAGCGGAGGUGGCGGUGGCGGUAGCUUCCAUAUGCAUCAUCAUCACAAUCAUCAUCAGGAGCACGACAGCUCCGAGUCCGAAACUGAGAACACGAUCAUGGAGGACGAGAUCGUCACCUCGGAGAAAUUCCUGUUGCUGAUCGAUCAGCAUUCGGUCGAUCAGAAACACCUUAGCAUCAAGGAUAUCGGUAUCAUACUGGAGAGACUGAGCUCGAAGAUCGUGGACGUCGAACGAUUGGAUCGUGAGAGCGAGAGCGAGGAGUGUUACAACUGGACGAUCAAGGCGAUCAUCAAGGGGGACGUGUUGAGGGAGCUCGGAGUGAUUUACAAUGGGAACUACUAUGUCAUCUCCGAGCAUCCCGGUUAUAAGGAGGAGUCCGAGGAGAAUAACGAGGAUAACGAGGAGGAGGAGGAGGAUAGACUUUAA
This is a messenger RNA of Dufourea novaeangliae, 1648 nucleotides long. RefSeq lists its product as uncharacterized. Gene Ontology annotation, biological process: regulation of apoptotic process; apoptotic process. Bases 101 to 1648 code for a protein of 515 amino acids. The record is from RefSeq and is a predicted model, not a curated record. The transcript is spliced from 5 exons. NCBI's taxonomy places the organism in Eukaryota, Metazoa, Arthropoda, Insecta, Hymenoptera, Halictidae.